Messenger RNA from Penicillium angulare, 4665 nucleotides. RefSeq names its product ABC drug exporter AtrF (gene atrF). The record is from RefSeq and is a predicted model, not a curated record. Gene Ontology annotation, molecular function: ATP binding; ABC-type transporter activity; ATP hydrolysis activity. Lineage: Eukaryota; Fungi; Ascomycota; Eurotiomycetes; Eurotiales; Aspergillaceae. The transcript has a single exon. Gene Ontology annotation, cellular component: membrane. Bases 1 to 4665 code for a protein of 1554 amino acids. Gene Ontology annotation, biological process: transmembrane transport.
AUGUCCGAAUCCAAUUUUCAAUCAUCUGAACAAUCAAAUCACAACACUACCGAAAUUUUUACCAACAAUGAGGAAUCCAACAACCAUGAGGCGCUUGAAGCUUACGCCACCGAGCCUGCCACCGAACCUAUCGUGUCGAGCGCUUCCUCUACCGCCACAUCCCAUGCAACAAAUGAAGGUCGCUGGGGUGAGUUGCAGGCCGGAGAGCCAGUCUCUCGCACCGGCGCCGUUGAAGACUUGGAGGAGAUGCGCCGCGAAUUGACCCGCCUUAGCUUGCAUCGCACUCGCUCGAAUACCGCAAAGAGCAUCCACAAAUUGAAAUCCCGCGCUAGCCAGCGUCACGACGAGGAGAAGGGAUUGGAAGACGAAACCGAUGCCGAGAAAGAUGGCGAAUUCGAUCUAGGUGAUUUCCUUGUCAGUGGACAUCUGGAGCGUCGCACUACUGCCGGUGACCCUGCCAAGAUGGUGGGUGUCGUUUUCAAGAACCUCACCGUCAUGGGUGUGCAAACAGGCGCAUCAUUCGUGCGGACCCUUCCUCACGCUGUCGUAGGCACAUUUGGCCCCGAUCUAUACAAUGUCAUUUGCCGUUUUGUUCCCCAGCUGCGGUUUGGUAAGAAGCCGCCAAUUCGCGAAUUGAUCAGCGAUUUUAGUGGUACUGUGCGAGAGGGUGAGAUGAUGCUUGUUUUGGGUCGUCCUGGUGCCGGAUGUACUACUUUUCUCAAGGCUGUUGCCAACGACCGAAGUGCUUUCGCUGGUGUCAACGGCGAGGUCAGCUAUGGUGGCCUUUCAGCAGAGGAACAAAACCGCCGUUUCCGUGGUGAAGUCAACUACAACCCCGAAGACGAUCAACAUUUCCCCUCGCUUACCGUCUGGCAAACUUUGAAGUUUUCGCUUAUCAAUAAGACUCGCAAGCAUGACCGUGAAAGCAUUCCUGUUAUUAUCGAUGCGCUUCUGAAGAUGUUUGGUAUCAGCCAUACCAAGAAUACUUUAGUCGGUAACGAGUAUGUCCGUGGUGUUUCUGGUGGUGAAAGGAAGCGGGUUUCUAUCGCAGAGACUCUGGCUACGAAAUCGACUGUUGUCUGCUGGGACAACUCUACUCGUGGUCUGGAUGCCAGCACUGCCCUUGACUACGCCAAGUCACUUCGUAUCAUGACCGACGUCAGCAAGCGUACUACCCUUGUUACCCUUUACCAAGCUGGAGAAAGUAUCUACGAACUCAUGGAUAAGGUUAUGGUCAUUGACAAUGGUCGCAUGCUCUACCAAGGCCCUGCAAACGAAGCGCGCAAGUACUUCAUUGACCUCGGAUUCCACUGCCCCGAGCAAUCAACCACCGCCGACUUCUUGACCUCCCUUUGUGACCCCAACGCCCGCCAAUUUCAGAUCGGCUGCGAAGCAUCAACCCCGAAGACCGCAGAGGAGCUCGAACAGGUGUUCAGAAACAGCACCGCCUACAAGCGUAUUUGGGAUGACGUGUGCAACUAUGAGAAGCGUCUGGAGGAUACUCAGCAAGAGGAUACUCGUCGCUUCCAGAGCAGCGUUGCUCAGUCCAAGAGUAAGACUGUCUCCAAAAGUUCUCCAUACACAGUCUCUCUUGUCCGACAGGUUGCCGCCUGUGUCAAGCGAGAAUUCUGGCUUCUUUGGGGUGAUAAGACUUCUCUUUAUACCAAGUAUUUCAUUAUUAUCUCUAACGGUCUGAUCGUCGCCUCUCUUUUUUACGGUGAAUCGAUGGAUACUAGCGGUGCUUUCUCUCGUGGUGGUGCUCUUUUCUUCUCUAUUCUGUUCCUUGGCUGGCUGCAAUUGACCGAGCUCAUGCCUGCUGUGACAGGCAGAGGAAUCGUCGCUCGACACAAAGAUUAUGCUUUCUACCGUCCGUCUGCCGUUGCCAUCGCGCGUGUAGUCGUUGACUUCCCCGCUAUCUUCUGCAUGGUUGUUCCGUUCUCCAUCAUCGUCUAUUUCAUGACAGGCCUGGAUACCACUGCUUCUCAAUUCUUUAUUUACUUCUUGUUUGUGUACACAACCACGUUCUGCAUCACCUCCAUGUACCGAAUGUUUGCAGCGCUUUCACCAACUAUUGAUGACGCUGUUCGCUUUGCUGGUAUUGCAUUGAACCUUCUGAUUCUUUACGUGGGCUACGUGAUUCCGAAGCAAACGCUUAUUGGAAGCUCGAUUUGGUUUGGAUGGCUCUUCUAUGUUAAUCCGAUCUCAUACGCCUACGAGUCUGUCUUGAGCAACGAGUUUUCCGACCGGGUAAUGGAAUGUGCGGCCGAGCAACUUGUGCCUAGUGGCCCGGGAGCUAGGGCUGGCUACCAGGGCUGUGCCUUGACUGGCACAAAUGUAGAUCAAACAUCUGUUCCUGGCUCUCAAUACUUGGAAGCGAACUUCCAGUUCACCCGCAGCCACCUGUGGCGCAAUUUCGGCGUCGUCAUUGCCUUUACUGUUCUCUAUAUCCUGGUCACUGUCUGGGCUGCCGAGUUCCUCUCCUUUGUUGGUGGCGGUGGCGGUGCCCUGGUCUUCAAGAAGUCUAAGCGCUCCAAGCAGAUUGCUGCUGCUACUUCUAGCUCAGCCAACGACGAAGAGAAUAUUGGCAAGACAAGUGAUGAUGCCGCGGUCACCCGUGCUUAUGGAUCCUCUUCUUCAUCUGGUGAUGCUGCUUUCAACCGACUUUCUUCGAGCGAGCGAUGCUUCACUUGGUCCGAUGUCGAGUACACAGUGCCUUACGGUAAUGGAACUCGCAAGCUUCUGAACAACGUCAAUGGAUAUGCCAAACCCGGUGUUAUGAUCGCUCUGAUGGGUGCUUCUGGUGCCGGAAAGACGACACUACUCAACACUUUGGCUCAGCGACAGAAGAUGGGCGUUGUCAAGGGCGACAUGCUUGUUGAUGGCCACCCGCUUGGCCCUGACUUCCAACGCGGUACUGGAUUCUGUGAGCAAAUGGAUCUUCAUGACAAUACCUCUACUAUCCGUGAAGCUUUCGAAUUCUCAGCUAUUCUUCGCCAGGAGCGUACCAUCCCUCGCGAAGAAAAGAUCGAGUACGUUGACCGUAUCAUCGAUCUCCUGGAGCUCGAAGAGAUUCAAGAUGCGAUAAUUGGUUCCCUGAACGUCGAGCAAAAGAAGCGUGUUACUAUUGGUGUUGAACUUGCCGCUAAGCCCAGUCUUCUCCUUUUCCUGGAUGAGCCUACCAGUGGUCUCGACAGUCAAGCUGCUUUCUCCAUUGUCCGGUUCUUGAAGAAGCUCUCUCAAGCCGGUCAAGCCAUCGUUUGCACCAUUCACCAGCCUUCUUCAAUGCUGAUCCAGCAGUUCGACAUGAUUCUCGCCCUGAACCCCGGCGGUAACACUUUCUACUUCGGUUCCGUUGGCAAAGAAGGUUCCGACGUAAUUAAGUACUUUGCCGACCGUGGAUUUGUCUGCCCACCCUCAAAGAACGUGGCCGAGUUCAUCCUGGAAACUGCCGCCAAAGCAACCAGUCGCAAUGGCAAGCAAGUUGACUGGAACGAAGAAUGGCGCAGCUCCGAACAGAACCGUGAAAUGCUUCAGGAAAUUGAACGCAUCAGAGCUGAACGCAGCAAGCUCCCCAUUGAAGAAUCGGGUAGCACGAACUAUGAGUUUGCCGCGCCGACUAUGGUUCAAACUGAGCUGCUCACCAAGCGACUUUUCCUCCAGUACUGGCGUGACCCAUCUUACUACUACGGUAAACUCUUCGUCAGCGUGAUCAUCGGUAUCUUCAACGGCUUUACCUUCUGGAUGCUCCCCAACACCGUUGCCAGCAUGCAAGACCGCAUGUUCUCUGCCUUCCUUAUUAUCCUGAUUCCCCCUAUCGUCCUGAACUCUGUUGUCCCCAAGUUCUAUAUCAACCGCGCCCUCUGGGAAGCCCGUGAAUACCCAUCUCGUAUCUAUGGCUGGUUCGCCUUCUGUACUGCCAACGUCGUCUGUGAGAUCCCCGCCGCCAUCGUGACAGGUCUCGUCUACUGGCUCUUCUGGUACUACCCAGUCGGCCUGCCCACCGAUUCCUCCAGCGCAGGCUAUGUCUUCUUAAUGUCGAUGCUGUUCUUCCUCUUCCAAGCCUCCUGGGGCCAGUGGAUCUGCGCUUUCGCUCCCUCAUUCACCGUCAUCUCCAACAUCCUGCCUUUCUUCUUCGUCAUGGUCAACUUGUUCAACGGUAUUGUCCGUCCAUACUCAGAGUACCCUGUCUUCUGGAAGUACUGGAUGUACUAUGUAAACCCGGUAACCUGGUGGCUGCGCGGCGUUCUUUCCGCAGUCCUCCCUUCUGUCCAAAUCACUUGUGCCGAGGCAGAGACUACCAAGUUCAACCCACCCCCUGGCAUGACAUGUGGUGAAUACGCAGGUGAAUAUGUUAGCAAGAUUGCCGGCAUUGGAUAUCUUGUCAGUACCUCGGAUACUUCUGACUGUCAGUACUGCCAGUACAAGGAUGGCUCGGAGUACAUGAACCAACUGAAUGUUCAUGAGGGAGACAAGUGGCGCUGCUUUGGCAUCUUCCUCGCAUUUGUGAUCAUCAAUUGGUUCCUCGUCUACUUUUUCAUUUACACUGUCCGGGUCCGUGGAUGGAGCUUCGGGUUUGGAUAUCUCUUCGGAUUGGGCGGUAUGCUGAUUGAGGGUACCAAGGGAUUGUUCAAGGGCAAGAACAAGGAGGAGCAGAAUCAGCAGUAG